Molecule: messenger RNA, 1754 nt
Organism: Gracilinanus agilis (Agile Gracile Mouse Opossum)
Lineage: Eukaryota; Metazoa; Chordata; Mammalia; Didelphimorphia; Didelphidae
Gene: VEGFD
Product: vascular endothelial growth factor D
Exons: 7
Coding region: 279-1340 (353 amino acids)
Biological process (GO): vascular endothelial growth factor receptor signaling pathway; positive regulation of protein phosphorylation; response to hypoxia
Cellular component (GO): membrane
Molecular function (GO): chemoattractant activity; vascular endothelial growth factor receptor 3 binding; growth factor activity
Source: RefSeq, a predicted model, not a curated record
UCACAGUUAAUUUUGAGAGAAUAAGGAUAUUUUUCAAAAUUCUCUUCAUUCCUCACCAACAACAUCAGUUUAUCAAAUAUUUUGAGUAGGUAAAGCAGUUACAUUGGACUUGCUCACCAUUGAGUAUUUGCUUUUUUUGUGUGCGUGGAAAAUUUGAGGGUCUAAAGAAAAAAACAUUUCAAAAACUUCCUUUUCAUAAGAGAAAUGCAUUUUGAAACAAAUUCCUCUGGCUGUUACCAACUUCUUAAUAAUCUGUGGAUGUUUUAAAAAAAAUCAGAAUGUACACACAGUGGGCAAUUGUGAAUAUUUUUAUGGUCUCCCAUCUGCAUCUCCUGUGGGGAUCUAAUUAUCAGCAUGGACCUGUGAAGGCAUCUCAGUCACUGUUAGAACGUUCAGAACAACAGAUCAGGGCUGCCUCUAGUUUGGAGGAGCUGCUUAAGAUCACUCAUGCUGAAGACUGGAAGUUGUGGAAAUGUCGACUGAAACUCAAAAGCCUAGCUAGUAUGGAUUCCCGCUCAGCAUCCCACCGCUCCACCAGAUUUGCAGCAACAUUUUAUGAUAUUGAAACACUUAAAGUCAUCGAUGAAGAAUGGCAGAGAACUCAAUGUACCCCAAGAGAGACCUGUGUGGAAGUGGCCAAAGAGCUGGGGAAAAGCACUAACACUUUCUUUAAGCCCCCCUGUGUGAAUGUAUUCCGGUGCGGAGGCUGCUGCAAUGAAGAGAGCCUCCUCUGUAUAAACACAAGUACCUCCUAUGUUUCAAAACAGCUUUUUGAAAUAACAGUGCCUUUAACAACUGUGCCUGAAUUAGUACCAGUUAAAAUUGCUAACCAUACAGGGUGUAAGUGCUUAUCAACAACUCAACACCACCCAUAUUCCAUCAUAAGAAGAUCCAUACAAAUCCCUGAAGUGAAUCGCUGUCCCCAAACAAAAAAAGUCUGUCCUGAUGAAUUAACAUGGGAUAGCAAUAAAUGUAAGUGUGCCACACAGGAAGAGAGUCCUCUCAAUGGGAUGGAAGAACAUGCCCAUCUUCAGGAACUGGCUAUUUGCGGUCCUCAUAGGAAGUUUGAUGAGGACCACUGUGAAUGUGUCUGUAAAAUGCCUUGUCCUAAUGAUCUCAUUCAGAACCCAGAAAACUGCAGUUGCUUUGAAUGCCGAGAAAGUCUGGAGAGCUGUUGUCAGAAGCAAAAAAUAUUUCAUCCCAACACUUGCAGCUGUGAGGACAGGUGCCCUUUUCACACCAGGACAUGUAUAAAUGGAAAACCAAUGUGUGCAAGGCAUUGCCGCUUUCUGAGGGACAAAAAAGGACCCCAUGGGCAUCAUGGCAGAGAAAAGCCUUGAAUCGAUUUUUAUCUUUCUCCCAAACUCUACCUUUUGGGUAUUUGUAAACAUUGUGCUGAAUUGCCAAGUUGCUGUCACUUUCCAAGUGCUAGUAAAAAUGACUCAACAUCCACUUCACUUAGCAAGAGUGAAUCUAGUCCACAUUUAUUUAUUCCAUUAAAUAAGCUGCCAGCAAUGGAUUCACUGGGACACUAGCAAUUGCAGAGGAUGCUUAUGGAGGUGAAGGACUAGAGGAAUCUACUUGAAGCUUUUUUACAAGGAAUAAAUUAGAUAACUUGUUAUGGAAUGACAGUUACUUUCCAAUCGUUAAAGAAAUGCACUAAACCUUUGCUAACUGCAAAUCCUGUGAAAUACUCUUAUUCUCUCUUGUACAGAAUUUGAUUUGUAAGAUGUCAGCACUGACUUUUUGAUCUA